AACCGAACUUCUCACUUUGAAGAUGACUGUCCAAACGAUUGCAGUGGCGAUUGCUCUUUUAGGUCAGCUUUCAGGUGUUUCCUCCGAACGACACUUGAGCUGGAGAGUAAUCGGGGGACAAGACGCCGAAGAUGGUUUGUACCCUUACCAGGUGUCGGUAAGGCAUCAGGGGUACGCGUCGAGGAAAGUCAACGAAACCCACUGUCGAGAUGAUUUUUCAGCAGACUACCACUUUGGUUUCCACACCUGUGGGGGUUCUAUCAUCAGCAGCGAAUACGUUCUUACCGCUGCGCAUUGUGUUUCUUAUGAGAAACCCGUAACGUUCCUGGUCGUGGUAGGCACAAACACCCUCAAUUCCGGCGGUGAAGCGUACGCAGUAACGGAAAUCCACUGGCACGAGGAUUUCAGUAUGUGGCAUGGCCAGAAUGACGUCGCCGUGUUGAAAGUAUCACCCCCUAUCGAAUUCGCAGACAACAUAAGACCCGUACGCGUGGACGAAGACAUCGAGGUCGAAGUUUUGGACGAAGUCACCCUGAGUGGUUGGGGCACCACCGAUCGUACCAGCAUGACGCCCAACAAGCUGCAGCACAUUAAGCUCAGAUUGCUCGACGUGGAUUACUGCGACAGUCAGCACCAGCUGGCGGUCACCGAUAGUCAACUGUGCACGUCCACCUUUCAUGGGAAGGGCGCUUGCAAGGGGGAUUCCGGCGGGCCUCUCGUGAAGGUACACUCAAAUAAUGGAACCCGCCAGAUUGGAAUCGUGUCGUUUAGUCGUAACUGUGCGGCCGGGUACCCGGACGUUUACGCAAGAGUUGCCAGCUAUAUACCGUGGAUUAAAGAAAAGUGCAAUAAUUGUAUUUAAAUGACAUACCUAAAGUAAAUUUUUCACAAACAAA
Molecule: messenger RNA, 896 nt
Organism: Photinus pyralis (common eastern firefly)
Lineage: Eukaryota; Metazoa; Arthropoda; Insecta; Coleoptera; Lampyridae
Product: chymotrypsin-1-like
Exons: 3
Coding region: 23-862 (279 amino acids)
Biological process (GO): proteolysis
Molecular function (GO): serine-type endopeptidase activity
Source: RefSeq, a predicted model, not a curated record